AUGGGUGCCGCUCUAAGUUGCUGUUUCAGCAGCGGAGACUCAGAGGGAGAACCCCUCAUACAAGACGCCCAGAAGGGCUACGGUUCGUACAACGACGAUGACGAUGUCAUGCAGAGAAAGUUAGAAGAAGAAGAGCAGAAGCUACUGGCUCGAGAACAAGAGCUCACGGAAAUUGUGAAUAACACAAACGACAAACUAAUAGACAUAUCCAUGAUGAGCAAUAGUGGCAUAGUAGUACAGAGUCACGAUCUUGGAGACGCCCUGGAUGGCGAGAAAGGACAGGAAGGACCUAUUGAUAGAAGGCCAGAUGGGUUAAGAAAUGUUGGCGCUGCUGGACUGGACGCUACGCAACGCGAAGAACUGAGAACCGUAUACUCUAACUUUUUUCAGGACUUGGAGAAACAGCUGGAGUUGCAUAACAAAAGUGACCUCAUUGUUAAUUUGUAG
Lachancea meyersii CBS 8951 is the source of this 447-nucleotide messenger RNA. NCBI's taxonomy places the organism in Eukaryota, Fungi, Ascomycota, Saccharomycetes, Saccharomycetales, Saccharomycetaceae. The record is from the annotation of a GenBank genome assembly.